UUCUCUUUCACCAGUUGCGUUGAGAGUAUCUCAAGAGUUAUUAAACUUUUUUUCGAAUUGUUUCAUUAUCAAAAUGACCGAUAAAGUAGAAUCACCAGCAGCGCCUGCAGUUGCAACUCCUAAAAAGGCUGCAGCUGCGAAGGCAAAAAAGCCCCGUGCUAAAGCCAGUCAUCCACCAGCAUCAGAGAUGGUUAAUGCAGCCAUCGCAUCUUUGAAGGAAAGAGGUGGCUCUUCCCUCCAAGCCAUCAAGAAAUACAUCGCUGCCACCUACAAAGUCGAUGUCGAGAAGCAAGCCCCUUUCAUCAGAAAGUAUUUGAAAGCUGCAGUUGCCAAUAAGGCCUUGAUCCAAACUAAAGGAAAAGGAGCUGCAGGAUCCUUCAAAUUGAACGUCACCAAGGCUGAAGGUAAAACUAAGCCCAAGGCUAAGACUCCUGCUGCUAAACCCAAAGCUGCUGCUCCUAAGGCUAAGAAAGCAGCUUCUCCGAAAAAGGCUGUGGCAGCCAAGACCAAGAAAGCUGUUGCCGAAAAAAAGAAGACCCCGAAAGUUGCGGCAAAACCACCAAAGGCAAAAUCCACCGCUGCCAAACCUAAAACCACUAAAGCUGCUCCAAAAAAGGCAAAAGCUUCCCCAAAGAAAGCUGCUGCACCAAAAGCAAAAAAGCCCGCGGCAAAGAAGGUUGCCAGGAAGUAAGAUGGUGAAAAUGUUAUUCUUGUCACAUUUUCAAAGCAUGAUUGUAAACAAACGGCCCUUUUCAGGGCCACCACUCGUUUUAUACGAAGGAAUUUCUUUUGAUCUGUAAAACAAUUUAUUCCUAUUUAAUUAUGUUACAACAGUUUCUGUUAGUUUUACGAUAAUAAAGAUCACAAUGCUUUAUAAUAAAAACUGAAUAUAGAAAUCAAGGCAUAUGAAAUAAGUAAUGGGUGAAAAUUUCCCAACUCGGCCACUUAAAACUGAAUUUUCAAAUUUAAAACAUUUUUUUUCAUAAUCUAUUGCAGGAAGCCGAAUUAAAAACAUUCCUA
Molecule: messenger RNA, 1020 nt
Organism: Leptopilina boulardi
Lineage: Eukaryota; Metazoa; Arthropoda; Insecta; Hymenoptera; Figitidae
Product: histone H1C-like
Exons: 1
Coding region: 74-691 (205 amino acids)
Biological process (GO): nucleosome assembly; chromosome condensation; negative regulation of DNA recombination
Cellular component (GO): nucleus; nucleosome
Molecular function (GO): structural constituent of chromatin; nucleosomal DNA binding; double-stranded DNA binding
Source: RefSeq, a predicted model, not a curated record